GGUUAGGUCGGUAGAAGAAAACCGGGCAUCUAAGCAUAUACGGGGAUUUUUUUUUAACUUGCAGAAGCGCGAAUCGAGAGCUUCCAAAUGGAAAAAUGACCCUAAUCUCAAUUGAAUCGAGUAACUUCGCAUGGGCAAGUCGAUUUGGAUUUGCAUGCAUGCAAGCAAUGGAUAAUCGUGCUUAAUGCAGGAGUGAUUGUAUUCACAGGAGCAGUUGACGUCACAUCAACCAUGAAGGCUUCUUUGAAGCUGAGAGAAGGGCAGAAGCCGCUGGUUAGGGCUAAGAUUCCCAUUAACAUAUUAGGUCUACCGUUGAUCUCUGGGAUUGCUGCAGGAGAUAGCAAAGAAUUGUGCUUGCACUUGGGUACUUUCUGGGACGCAGGCCCUGCUGUAAAAGUCGCUUACAAGCCUAAUGAUACAUGGAAUCCUUUCAGUAUGGUGCUCAAAACGGGAAUCGGUGAGUGGGGUUCUCCUUCAGGGGCUGCCUUGGCGAUGACCGCAGAAAUUAAUCUUUUAGGUAGGGGAAAUCCUUCCUUUUUCUUGAACUUCAAACCCCAAUUCGGCGAUUUCACAAUUAAAAAGUCUGUCAGAUCUUCACUUGUAUUGCCCACAAAGCAAUCCGAGGAAGAUGGUUUGUUUGGGCCAAAGCACUUUCAAGCUCCUUUUAUACCAGAAGCAGUUAAAUCUGAUUUAAUUGAAUCUUCACAUUCAAAAGAAGCAACCCCAUCGAGGUUUCAGAUGAACUUCAAUGGGUUCGAGAAUGGGAGCUUAAAAGGUAGGGAGGAGGAUAGUGACAUGGAAAAUGGAAAUGGCACAGUAAGUCCUAAACUAUCAGAAAAUAAAAAUGGGUUUGCUUUAAAUAUGGCUGAAAAGAAAUCGUCACACAAGUAUCAGAUUGGGGAAACUUUGAAGGAAUUGAAAUCUGUGGGUGCCGAAAAAUUGCUAGAGGGUUUGUCUCUGACCGCACACAGCAAGUUCCCUGUGAGAAAGCAUGCUGUUGUUCAAGUCAGGUGGGGGGUCAAGCUACCUCUUGAUUUGCUCAACGGGUGGGAAGCAGGCAAUCAAUCUGGCUUUUCAAACCUUAAAUUGCCUUGCCUCUUUCUGGAGAAGGUUAGUAUUGAGAAUGUUGAACACAUGAGAAGUGCAAGAAAGGGAAGCCCUUUUGUCGGUUUGCAGCCUACGUUGGAAAAUCUGAUGUUGCAUGUAUUAAGGGAGGAGGCAAAUGAGCUUGCUCAUAUCACGGGCAUUUGCUACUCGAUGAGGAGACAGCUUCAUAUACUUCAGGCUGAAAACAGAGUGUUGAAGAAAACUAUGGAGGAUAUGAGUUCUGAGUUUGAACACAAGGGAAUUAGAAAUUCCAAUGAUAAUUUUCCUAAUGCAGAGGCCAGUUCAUGGCAGAAGCCCCUUGAAAGAGCGCCCGAGAAGGACAAAGUGAGGGAAGCAAACUAUAGAGAAAGUGACAAGAAAAAGAAUGGCACAAGAGACAAUUCCAAAAGGGAGAGCAAGGCACCAAAUGGUGCUUUUGGCAAUGAUUUUCCAACCAGUACAGGGAACUCAGCAGUGGAUGUUAGUGAAGAGCUCAAGAAAGCCAUUAGGGGUGCCUCUUGAAGCUUGGGUGAUAAGUAAAACAAUGGUUAGGGUGAGUUACUUAAUUUUCUACCCGUUAGCUUUAUAGUGGCAAAGCUAGAUAGUUGCUUUCUGAUACUAUUUUAAGCCUAUGUUUACUUGAGCACUUGGAAUAGGCUUUCUAGUUCCAAGAUAAGACUUAAUGAAUCUAGUUAAAUCCUAUUUUAUCUCCCAUAAAUUCCGUUUGGCUUUUUGUGAAUAAUUCGAAUGUUAUAAAUAAAUUUAGAUAUCUCUGUUUUAAUGUA
This is a messenger RNA of Cryptomeria japonica (Japanese cedar), 1871 nucleotides long. RefSeq lists its product as uncharacterized. The record is from RefSeq and is a predicted model, not a curated record. NCBI's taxonomy places the organism in Eukaryota, Viridiplantae, Streptophyta, Pinopsida, Cupressales, Cupressaceae. The coding region runs from base 232 to 1608 and encodes 458 amino acids. The transcript has a single exon.